This is a messenger RNA of Brienomyrus brachyistius, 2610 nucleotides long. RefSeq names its product VRK serine/threonine kinase 2 (gene vrk2). Lineage: Eukaryota; Metazoa; Chordata; Actinopteri; Osteoglossiformes; Mormyridae. Gene Ontology annotation, cellular component: cytoplasm; nucleus. Gene Ontology annotation, molecular function: ATP binding; protein serine/threonine kinase activity. The coding region runs from base 967 to 2049 and encodes 360 amino acids. The transcript has 12 exons. The record is from RefSeq and is a predicted model, not a curated record. Gene Ontology annotation, biological process: signal transduction; peptidyl-serine phosphorylation.
UUCGGUCUGAUUUAUUUAGCCUCACCGCAGGAUGCUCCCGUUCGAGAAGACACCAAUUUCGUAAUUAAAGUGGAGUUUCAUGAAAAUGGGCCUUUGUUCACAGAACUGAAAUUUUAUCAAAGGGCUGCAAAACAAGAAAGCUGUAAGUUUUAUUACCUUACUGUACCAUAUACCCCUGCUACAUGCUACACCAAGCCCCCCAGGUACUAAUCUGCAGUUCUCUGUAAUAUAAAUCUGUUUGUUUUAGUAGGCCCUAAAUAAUGCCAGUUCAGUUGGCAUGGACUGCUGCAGAAGUUUGAGUUUUCUGGGUUUAUUCUUAUCAGGGAGCAGAACCUUCUUUUGCGCUAAUACAAAGUAAAAUAGCCAGUGUAGUAUUAAAACACAUUAGUGUCCACUAAAAGGGUAUUUUUAACCACAUAGGUGAGUAAGGCUUAGCCAUUAUAACAUGGUUUUCUUUUGGCCUCCUGGUCUGAAAGAUGGUGGGCCCAAUGUACACUAACUUGGACAGCUUAUUGGGAAAACAGAGGAGGGCGGUAGCUCUGCUUUUAGCGGUGCUGCGGGCGGACAGCACCGCGCUGAUUAAGUGGCAGCGGAUGAAAAUGAUCUCUGCUAGUCAAAUUAAUAAGCCAAGGCAAACAUGUACCCCUGUGCUCGUUAGCGCAAUCCCAGCUUGUUUUGACUCUAAUUUUUAGAGGAUGACCAAAUUGCAAAUAAUGAUGCUGAUUCUUCCAGGGGAGCCUCUGACCACCUGUCUAGCUGGUGUUGAGCCAGCCUGGCCUGCUGUAGCAGGAUGGCUGUCCACAUUUACUGUGGUGGGGGCGUGGGGGUGGAUGCAGGUGGACAGGGCACCUGGAAGGCUGAUGAGCUGUACGAAAGUGGAAGAGGGAGCGAAGAUUAAACUUUCUUGGGAUUCCAAACUACUGGGGCUCUGGACUGUCUGAACAUCAAGGGAUACGCUACAGGUUCAUGGUGGUGGACCGUUUAGGCGCUGACCUGCAGAAGGUGUGUCAACGGAAUGGCAGCAAGCUGAAGAGGCAGACGGUCCUGCAGCUGGGCUGUCGCAUGUUGCACGUGUUGGAGUACAUCCAUGAACAUGAAUAUGUCCAUGGUGACAUCAAGGCUGCCAACCUGUUGCUUGACUACGACGACCCCAACAAGGUGUACCUGGCUGACUAUGGGCUCUCCUAUAGGUAUUGUCCUCAUGGUGUUCACAAGGAGUACAAAGAAGAUCCUAAGAAGAGACACAAUGGUACGACUGAAUACACAAGUAUGGAUGCUCACAAUGGAGUAGCUCCCUCUAGGCGCAGUGACCUGGAGAAUCUGGGAUACUGCCUGCUCCACUGGCUGUGUGGGACACUGCCCUGGGACCCGGUGCUGAAGAACCCAGUGCUCGUCCAGGAGGCCAAAGCCAGGCUGAUGGCCAACCUCCCUGAUUCAGUGCUGGAGCUACCUGGCAGUGGUAUGGAGGAGGUGGCAGUGUUCUUGAAGUGUGUGAAUUCCCUGGCGUACAAAGAAAAGCCGGACUACCAGAUGCUCCUAGACAUCCUGUCAGGUGGAGAAGCCCGAGUGGAGGGCCUGCUGGACUUCUCCAGACCAGGAGUACAGGCGGUGAGACCUCCGCCAGCCAGACGUGCAGGAGAUGCCAGAUCCAAAAUCGCGCCUUUUGAUGGGAAAGCGACAGCUGCAAGUCCCGCAGCCCGGCCGUCUUCCCCGGUGCAGGCACGUGGCAGGACAGCUAAGGCAGCACCGCGGCCAAGGACCCCGGAAACAGAGCCCAGGCCCCGUCCUUUGAGAGGACAGGCCUAUGCCACACCCACUGAACAGAAACCUAAGAUGUCACUGGUCAGACAUGCUCGUAAACAGCCACAGCAACCAGAAGCAGACACCCAGAGGCUCAGGUGGACAGAAGAACCUGAAGAUUUGGAGGAGCACGGGGAGCCGGUCCUACAGCAGCUCGCAAGAGACCGGGGCCCGAGCUGGGCGCUGAAACUCUAUAGUGCCCUCAUUACGGUCCUCUUCCUUGUCCUCCUUGCUCUGCUUACCCUUUGAUGUUGAUGGUAAUAGGUCUGUUUUCAUGGCUUUGGUACAGCCAUUUUCACAGUAAUGGGCUACAACAGAUAAACAUAUGAUUAUCAGAACCGAAAUACAAAAAAACACAUAGAACUAAAAACAAUGAUUUCAGUAUAAAUGUACUGACUGACACCAUUAGUAAAACACUGUUCCCUGCCAGUCAGGGGCAGUAGGAGUCUGGUGCCAUAGAGCAUACCUUACUGCAGUAGGGGCAUUCUCCAAAUACCAUGCUGAAGCUUUGGCGGCUGGUAGGCAGGCCUCUCAGCCACUGUGGGGCAGAAGGAGGCUCUCAUUACCACUGGAGUAGGGGUUAGUGUUUUGGUUCAAAUACACAAGUAGGGUAUGGGUUUGGAUUUUUUGUUACUGAUGGGAUAUAGAGCUGGCAUGGAGAUAAAUAUUAACAUCAUUUGCCAAUUUUCCAACUCUUUGGGAUUGGUACUUACUUCAGGGACAAAACUUUAAGAAUAAGUUAUGACUUGUGUCUCUCUUAAUACAUUACUUGUUCUUAAAUGAAUGUAUAUUAAAGGAGAUUUUACAACC